AUGGCCAACCAGUGGAGAACCCCCUACCCAUACCCGCAGAGCCCAGGGUGCCACCCCGGGCCGAGCUACCAAGAGCUCUCAGCCAUGCAGUAUCGCCCAGACCACCUCUACCCGGCUCCUGCAAUGAUCAACACACAACCACCCCCAUAUGUGCUGCAAGGAGGAGCCCCCAUCGAGGCCCACUGGUACCAGUAUUCCUCGAUGACCUCAUCGAUGACCUGCACGCCUCCAGUUCUGCAGCCGCCGCUGAUGCUCAAUCUGAGCCAACCCCUCUUCAACUCUGUGGACAACUCACAACGUGCCCUGCAGGGUUCUCAGCCCCUGUUCGAGACCCCCGGUCCAAGGAUGGCCACGAGGGAAUGGGGAUCGAAAAUGACCGGGGAGAUGGCAGGCCGAGGAACCUACAACCAACCCCCCAGCAACAUCAGCCCACCUGUCAAUAAGCCCCAGCCAAAGCCAGACCCACCGCAACCAGUGCCAGUGAACGCACAUACACCCCUGCCCCAGACACCAAUGUCCCGAGCUAUCAGAGCUUGGCUGCAGCAGGAUUACAAGGUGUCCCUAAGAGUGAGUAGCCUCCCCCUAGAGUUGCGCCCAGGACUGCGCAAAGUGCGCUGCACCAUCCACAAGGCCCGGGUGAUAGAAAGACGCUGGGCCCUGAAGUCACAGUGCGAGCAGGGCCAACAGGAGAAGGUAAAUCUGCGUGCUCAACUCAACAUCCUGACGAGAGAUAACCGGUUUUGUGGUGUGUUCUCCAUGUCCACAGCGACCGAGGUCUGUUUUAAUGAGCUGGGCUGCUUUGGUGACCUUCCUCCCUGGGGAGGCACUACUCAGAGACCAGCUACCAUCCUACCCUGGCACCCUGACGAGAUUGACACCCGCUUCCUCCUCUUCACCCAAAAGAACCGUUACUACCAGGAGAUCAAGACUGACAAAACCAUCCAGGCAUCAAACUACGGCGGGAUGAGAAAGACGCAGUUCAUCAUUCCUGGUUUUCUGAAAAAAGAAGAUGAGGACUGGCCACAGGAGACGUGUAAGGUUGUGGUGAAGAAGGAGAAUGUGAACUGCAUUGCUGUGGAGUGGAAGAAAGGUGUGAAGACUCAGUAUGCCCAGGCUGCCAAUAAUGCCAGGGUGGUGGCUGCCCAGGUGGCAUUCAUGAUCAAAUUCCUCAUGGACACCUACAAGCAAAAGGCUAAUAAGUUCCAUAUAAUCGGACACAGCCUUGGAGCUCACAUAGCAGGAGACGCUGGUAGCAGGACCACUGGCCUUGCACGCAUCACAGGACUAGACCCAAUUGAACCUUACUUCCAGGACACUGAUACCUCUGUACACCUGGACACCAGCGACGCCGCCUUUGUGGACGUCAUUCACACAGAUGCUCUUCCUUUCAACUCCAAACUUGGUCUGGGGAUGUCACAACCUGUGGGCCAUAGUGACUUCUAUCCGAAUGGAGGAGAACUGAUGCCCGGCUGCUCCGCCAACAAAGGCCGCCCCUCUGACCUGGAUGCUUUCUGGGAGGGUGCCAAGAAGUUUGAUGCCUGCAACCAUGUCCGAGCCUACGAGUACUACAGUGAGAGUGUGGCGAAACCCCAAGGCUUUGUAGGAUUCCCCUGCUCUGACAAGGACAGUUUUGCUGCUGGAAAGUGUUUCCCAUGUGCAGACAAAUGUCCUCUGAUGGGCCACAAUGCUGACAAGUUCACUGUGACUGAUGGCAUUUCAAAGAAGUACUUCCUCAACACGGGCAGAUCAAAGCCCUUUGGCCGUUACAGCUACAGAGUGUUGUUAACCCUGGAUGGUCCUAGCUGGCCUAACCCAGGCGUCAUGUUUGUGACACUUACUGGAGCCCGUGGCAGCACCAAGGAGCACCAGCUUCAUUCGGGUAUACUGAAGCCUGGAAGGACCUAUGAGGUGCUUAUCAACGCUGAAGCGGAUGUAGGUGAUGUGACAGAGGUGAAGUUUCGGUGGAACAACUACAUCCUUAACCCCUUGAAACCCAAGUAUGGUGCAUCCAAGGUGGAGCUUCAGAGAGGAAAAGACAAGCAGAUCUUCUUGUUCUGCGGAACAGAGAAUGUGAUGGAGAAUGCCAUCCAGUCUGUGCUUCCAUGCCCUGCUUAACCUGCCACAAUCAUCAUGUUACUCAGGGUCUUUCAAUAAAGAUUUUGCACUCAGACCUCUUCAGCUA
Molecule: messenger RNA, 2182 nt
Organism: Epinephelus lanceolatus (giant grouper)
Lineage: Eukaryota; Metazoa; Chordata; Actinopteri; Perciformes; Serranidae
Product: inactive pancreatic lipase-related protein 1-like
Biological process (GO): lipid catabolic process
Molecular function (GO): lipoprotein lipase activity; protein binding
Source: RefSeq, a predicted model, not a curated record